CUGGUGUUGAGAGGAACUGCCAUGUGGUAAAUACAGCGCUCCUGUGUAAAUAUUUCAGACUAUGUUGAUGGAAAGGUCCAGUGAGGAUAUAACCAACCCUCUGCUCAUCUAGGAGAAGAUGUUCCUCUGGUCAUCAGUGUUCUCCGGGGAACCCCAGGUUCCUGGUCAGCGCUCGCCGGAGGAGCUGGUGAUUAACAUGCUGAUGCUAGAGCUGGGCUCUUUGCUGAAGCGCACGGAGCGCCUCCGUCAGGAGAGGACGAUGGAGAACCGCAGGCGCAGCUCCUCCGUGGAUUACAGCUGGCUGGCUGCACCUCCACAUAAAUCCCCCUAUGAGAUUCCAGCUGGGGAGAUCCUGGAGCUUCAGGACCUUUGUGCCAAGGUCUCUCCCUCCCAAUGCGGCCCCCUCAUCCUCAGGCUGAGGAAAGUUGUGACAGAGGUAGAGCCAGAGGUGACUGAGGUGUCUCGUCUGUUUCGUUCCGUGCUGUGUAACUUCCUGGACGAGGUGGAGGAGGAGGAAGCCAGCGAGAGAGCACUGAAGACUCGGGCCAGCCGCAGUAAGAGCAUGUCUGUCAUCAACCCGCUGAGAAACAGAGUCACAGUCAGCCGUGAAGCUGAGGACCGAGCCGAGGACGACGAGGAUGAAGACAAUAUCCACACAAACAGGAGGAUCAGGAGCAUGCCUGAUAUCAGUGUAGAGGAAGAAAGAGCACUGACCUGAACAAGCUAUGUUUGGAGUACAAAACUCUUUAUGAUAUGGUCUGCACACAGAUUAUUUUAAAGCAUUGCUUGUUUCCCAGUUAUAAUGCAAAAAAGCUUAAUCAGCAUUACACUCUUAAAAAGGAAAGCUAUUAAUGGGGAUUUUGCAGUGAUGCCAUAGAAGAACCAUUUUGGAUUCAACAAGGAACAUUUUAAUAAUCUAAACUUGUUUCCAUCUUAUCUGCAAUGCGGUCUCAGGUACAAAGCUGGUAUCAUAAGCUACAUAAGCCAAAAGGUACAUCUUUAUACAUUAUUUACCCCUAAAUGUUACAUAUUAGUACUUUUUGAAGUUUUGUACCUUUUUUUCUGAGAGAGUGGAAAUGUUCUGUUGAUGUUAAAGGUACUUCACCAGAUGCUAAUGAAGAACCUCAAUUUUUAAGAGUGUAUUGCUCUCAAGCAGCAUGGUUUUGCUUUUUCAGCAUCAUGAACCUUUUGUACACAUCCUUUCCAUCAAAUGUGGCAUAGUUGUCAAAUGCAAGAUUUAAAGAUUAUGGUCUUAAAACAUCACUUUUGUCCUAUAUUUAAAAGUAGCUUUGAUUAACUUCAUUAAUAAUUCAAUUACUUUUAGGUAAUCAAUUACUACACAUGCUACUGUAAAAAAAGACAAAAAGCAAGAGACAUUGUGAAGAAAGCAUACAAUUCAAAUGGUUCAGUUCUUCCAUUUUACAGUAUGCAUUUCAAAAAUGGUGGAGUGGGACGUUCCCCCAAUCUCAAUUCUCUAGAAAACACCAUUUGAAGUAUUCUCAUGGACCCCCCGAGACCAUAUACUGACACAUUUCAAACAAGCUUGUGGAGGAUGGUUAAAACCCCCAGUGAAAUCAAAAAUAAAUCCUGUUUGAGUUGU
Messenger RNA from Carassius gibelio (silver crucian carp), 1600 nucleotides. RefSeq names its product protein RD3-like. The coding region runs from base 119 to 718 and encodes 199 amino acids. NCBI's taxonomy places the organism in Eukaryota, Metazoa, Chordata, Actinopteri, Cypriniformes, Cyprinidae. The transcript is spliced from 3 exons. The record is from RefSeq and is a predicted model, not a curated record.